AAUACCGGAAGUGACCUGUCAAAACCCGGAAAAGGGUUACCGGAUUUCCAAGCUAGGUGUCCAAAAAGCAACAACAGAACAUUUAUAUUUGCAUGAAAAUCUUAAAGAGCUCGACUUAAAGGCAGGAAUAUCUGUAUGCCAGCUGACCAGCCCACUGAUCAGCAAAAUGAGCAGUGCAGGAACAGUGGAGAGUGUUAAACCUCCAAAGAUCGGCUCUAUAGUCGAGGUGACGGGGAAGGGUCAGCGCGGCACCGUCGCCUACAUCGGCGCCACCCUCUUCGCCUCCGGGAAAUGGGUGGGGGUCAUCCUGGAUGAGCCCAAAGGCAAGAACGACGGCACCGUGCAGGGGAAGCGCUACUUCACCUGCGACGAGAACCACGGGAUAUUUGUGAGACAGUCCCAGAUCCAGGUGGUGGAUGAAGGCUCCGGUGCCACUUCACCAGACACUCCUGAGUCUGGACCAGCAAAGACGCUUAAACAAAAAGACAUCCCAGAGACUCCCAGAACAACCAAGCAGACGCCAUCGAACAUAAAGAAGUCCUCUACCCGCCGUUCUGCAAAGUGGAGCGCGCCACGUCUCGCGCCGGCCACCUCGCUCCCCUCCCUCUUGGUUCGCCCCCCGGGCCGCCUCAGCUUGUCGCUCAGGGCGUCUCGUGAGAGUCUCGCGUCCCCUCUGUCUGGUGAUGUCAGCGAGGGAGGCCUGUCCUCCCAGCAGGGUGCGCUGGGCGCCCCAGUCAUGCCUCAGCCCGGAGGGUCGCCUGCAGCGGCGGCAGCAGCGGCAGCAGCAGCAGCACCGGCCACUCCAAGCAAGGUGGAACCUGCCAUAUCUAAGCAGGAGGAAGAAUCGCUGCGAGCUCAAGUGAAGGACCUGGAGGAGAAGCUGGAGACUCUGAAGAUGAAGAGGACGGAGGACAAGGCCAAGCUGAAGGAGCUGGAGAAGCACAAGAUCCAGCUGGAGCAGCUUCAGGAGUGGAAGACCAAAAUGCAGGAGCAGCAGGCCGAGCUGCAGAAACAACUCAAAGAGGCCAAGAAGGAAGCCCGGGACGCACACGAGGCUAAAGACCGCUACAUGGAGGAGAUGUCGGACACGGCCGACGCCAUAGAGAUGGCCACGCUGGACAAAGAGAUGGCUGAGGAGCGGGCAGAGUCGCUGCAGGUGGAGGUGGACUCGCUGAAAGAGAAAGUGGAGGAGCUGUCCAUGGACCUGGAGAUCCUGAGGCACGAGAUUUCAGAGAAAGGCUCAGACGGCGCCGCCUCAAGUUACCAGGUCAAACAGCUGGAGGAGCAGAACAGCAGACUUAAGGAGGCGCUGGUCAGGAUGCGCGACCUCUCGGCCUCGGAGAAACAGGAGCACGUGAAGCUGCAGAAGCAGAUGGAGAAGAAGAACACGGAGCUGGAGACUCUCAGGACUCAGAAGGAGAAGCUGCAGGAGGAAGUGAAGCAGGCGGAGGCCACGAUCGACGAGCUGAAGGAGCAGGUGGACGCUGCGCUGGGGUCUGAGGAGAUGGUCGAGACCCUGACGGAGAGGAACCUCGACCUGGAGGAGAAAGUCAGAGAGCUGAGGGAAACCGUCACUGAUUUGGAAGCCAUCAAUGAGAUGAACGACGAGCUUCAGGAGAACGCCAGAGAGACAGAAAUGGAGCUGAGAGAACAGGUGGACCUGAGUGUAGCGAAGGUCAGGGAGGCGGACAAAAGAGUGGAGGCCGCACAGGAGACUGUCGCUGAUUACCAGCAGACCAUCAACAAGUACAGGGAGCUCACAGCUACGCUCCAGGAGGCCAACAGGGAGCUGAUCAGUCAGCAGAACGCAAACGCGGAACAAGUUCAGCAGCCGCCCGCAGAGCUUUUUGACUUUAAGAUCAAGUUUGCGGAGACGAAGGCCUACGCCAAGGCCAUUGAGAUGGAGCUGAGGAAAAUGGAAGUGGCUCAGUCCAAACGACAGGUGUCCCUCCUCACCUCCUUCAUGCCGGACUCCUUCCACCGCCACGGUGGCGACUACGACUGCAUCCUGGUGCUCCUGCUCAUCCCCAGGCUCAUCUGCAAGGCUGAGCUGAUCAGUAAACAGGCUCAGGAGAAGUUCGACCUGAACGGGAACCCGGCGCAGGGAGCAGGGUUCAGAGGGCCUCCAGGAGAGCAGCGCAGCUUUGCUUCGGGCCUGGUCUACUCCCUCAGCCUGCUGCAGGCCACGCUGCACAAAUACGAGCAGGCUCUGAGCACCUGCAGCGUGGAGGUGUUUAAGCGCAUGGGCACGCUCCACUCUGAAAUGAGCUUCCACGAGCGCUCCCUGGAUUACUUCAUCGACCUGCUGUUUAAAGACCAGCUGGACGAGACCGUUCAGGUGGAACCACUGACUAAGGCCAUCAAAUACUAUCAGCAACUGUACACCGUCCAUCUGGCAGAUCACACUGAGGACUGCACCGUGCAGCUGGCUGACCACAUCAAGUUUACCCAGAGUGCUCUGGACUGCAUGGGCGUGGAGGUGGCUCGUCUCCGGGCCUUCCUGACAGCGGGACAGGAGAGCUCCGGUCUCUCGGUCCUUCUGAAGGACCUGGACACGUCCUGCUCCGACAUCAAACAGUUCUGCAAGAAGAUCCGCCGCCGCAUGCCGGGGACGGACGUGGCCGGAGUUCCCGCCGCCCUGAAUUUCGGACCACAGGUGUCGGACACGCUGACGGAGUGCAGGCGCCAGUUGACCCGUGUGGUCGCAGUGCUUCAGGAGGUGGCUGCAGCCGGAGCUCAGAUGGUUGCGUCGCUGGGAGAACAGGAGGGGCUCAACGCUCUCAAGAUGGAGGAUAUCGCCUGCAAGGCUGUGGAGCAGGUGUACGGCGCCCACGGUGUGAACGGCCCAGAGCUGCUGCGACAGUCCUGCACUUCGGUCAUCGCUACCAUGAACAAGAUGGCUACAGCCAUGCAGGAGGGAGAGUACGACGCAGAGAAGCCGCAGGGAAAGACUCCUCCGGUGGAGAUGAGAGCGUCCACCGUCAGGGCUGAGAUGACCGACGCAGAGGGUCUGGGAGUCAAACUGGAGGACAGGGAAACGGUCAUCAAGGAGCUCAAGAAGUCCCUGAAGAUCAAGGGCGAGGAGCUGAGCGAGGCCAACGUCCGCCUGAGCCUUUUGGAGAAGAAGCUGGACACCUCCACCAAAGACGCCGACGAACGGGUGGAGAAGAUUCAGACCAAACUGGACGAGAACCUCGCCCUCCUGAAGAAGAAGGAAAAGGAGUUCGAGGAGACGAUGGACGCUCUGCAGGCCGACAUCGACCAGCUGGAGGCGGAGAAGGCCGAGCUCAAGCAGCGCAUCACUACCCAGUCCAAGAUGACCAUCGAAGGCCUGAGAGGAUCACCCGCCUCAGGGAUCGCCUCCAUCGUUCAGGGAUCUGCAGGAGCAGCUCUGCCUCCAUCCAUGGCAGGGCCAAUGCAGGUGGUGGACUCUCCGCUGCUCAGGCAGCAGGUUGAAGCUCAGAGACUUGGCAUUAAACGCCUCAAGAAUGAAAACAACAGGCUCAAGGCGGAGAAGGUGAGAGCCCAGCUGGCCUCCCUGCCUCCACUCUGCCCUCCCAAGCUGCCCAAGGUGUCCAAAGAAAGCUCCAUGCCCCCGGAGGGACUGAACACGGGCAUCUACCGCAGGACCGACCAGCUGCUGGCGACCCUGCUGAAGCUGAGCGCCGAGGUUAAAGUGGUGGACAUCACCGGGAAGACGGCAGUCAGUGCCAGCGCUCAGCUCCUGGAGCAAACCGCUCGUCUUCAGAAUCUCAGCGAUGCUCUGGACAAACUCCAGGGCGAAGUAGCCGAACACGUGGUCUCACAUCAACCCGGAGCAAAGGCGUCCUCUGACUUCGCCACGUUCCCAGUCUCCUCUUUUGUUAAGGCCAAGGAAGAGAAGCAGGGAGGGACGGUGUUCGUCGGUCGCGUUGCCAUUCCAUGCACCCGUGGACAGGAGCAAGUCCACCGCCUCGUCCUGUCUCAGCAGCAGCUGCAGAAAGUGCAUCGUCUCCUCAUGGUCUAAAUCAGCGCCGGCAUCAAUCCACAGAGCUUCAACAAAAUCUUUUCUUCUUUUUUCUCUCGGCUAACGUUUCACUUCAUUCUCGUAUAUAUAUAUCACUUUUGCUUUUCACUAUUCUCAGGAAACUGUAUCUAGUUUUUGCAAACCUAUAGCACUAAUAUUAUACUAACGUUAUGUGUGUUUGUGUCGACGUAAAACGAAUUGGCGUUUGCUAACUUCCUCAGUCCAGGGUUCUUGAACGUCACAUUUCUAAAAGGCCCCAUGUUUCCGUCAUUGAAAAAUGUUUGUGCACCAAUUUUCCAAAUUUCUGUGGAAACGGGGAACACUAACGAGUCAUUUUUACUGUACUUGCAGCAAUUGGUAUGUUUUCCCCACUUUGUAUCUUUUGUAUUUGUAGUAAUUCAGACAAUAAAAGUAAGCAGUUCACUUCAGAGCAAGAAA
Mugil cephalus (flathead mullet) is the source of this 4444-nucleotide messenger RNA. Its product is annotated as dynactin subunit 1-like. The record is from RefSeq and is a predicted model, not a curated record. Gene Ontology annotation, cellular component: kinetochore; microtubule associated complex; axon. The transcript is spliced from 31 exons. NCBI's taxonomy places the organism in Eukaryota, Metazoa, Chordata, Actinopteri, Mugiliformes, Mugilidae. Bases 167 to 4006 code for a protein of 1279 amino acids. Gene Ontology annotation, biological process: nuclear migration; establishment of mitotic spindle orientation.